This is a messenger RNA of Closterium sp. NIES-67, 1872 nucleotides long. NCBI's taxonomy places the organism in Eukaryota, Viridiplantae, Streptophyta, Zygnematophyceae, Desmidiales, Closteriaceae. The record is from the annotation of a GenBank genome assembly.
AUUCCAGCACAUCAGGUUUCGAGAUAUUUUCGUACUAGUCCAGUAACACUUGAGCGUGAAAUAAGAAUGGUAGGUAGAAGGAAUUGCUGUAGACUUGACACGCAAGGUGCGACUUGCUUUCGCCAUGGCGCCAUUACCUCCAGAUAACCAGCCACUUUCUCCGCGGCUCGGGUUUAUUUCCGCCCAGCCCGAUGCCACCCAAUUUUGACCUAAGUUGAACGUUGAUUCAAGCUGUAGGAUUUGACUCAACUUGACUCAGUUUGACUCAAUUUGAUUAGAUUGAUCGGAAUUAUAGUGUCUUUCUGAGGCGCCUAAGAUAUACACUGGGAUUACAGUCCAAACAGCAAUGCCGGCCAAUAGCCCACCGCCAGAAUCCGAGCCGCGACCCUUCCCCGACCCCUACCACAUAGUCGACGCGCUUCGAGCGCUCGAGUCGCGAUGGGUUCCCGAGAACCGCUCUUUAGUGUCCUCCCUCGCCAAUGUGGGCCCCACUUGCCUCUCCCUCCUCCACUCCUUCGGCUCUCUCCGCGUCUUCGCCUGGCUUCGCCCGGUAAUCGCGCCGCUUUUGGCGGGCGCGUGCGUGAUGAUCGUCGCGCUCGCGUCGCUGCUGGCUUUAAGAGGCGGCGGUGGUCUUAAUCGCGACGCGAUAGGAGGCAGUGGGGGUAUCAGUCGCCGUGGUGGAGCGAUUGGGAAUGGCGGCGUGAUUGGCGGCGUGAAUCGCGGCGGGAAUGGCGGUGCGGGAGGAGGGGAGGAGUUUAAAGUGGAUAUGUGGGUGGAGCGAGAGAUGCUACGACAUGCCGAGGCUGUGUACCAGGACAACAUGCGCCGUAGAUCGGAGUUCUUUGGCGGGCGAUCGCAGCCGUUGGAUCUGGACAUGCGGCAGGAGGUAGAGAGCGUGCUGGUGGCGGCGUACCCCUGCCCCAUGGAGGAACGCCUGGGGAUAUGGGCGGAUGGGGGGAAGUGGAUUUGCAACAUGCGGACAUUCAUUCCGGAACAACCAAUCAUCUACAGCAUAGGUUCCAAUGGGGAGUACACCUUUGAGCAAGACAUUUCUGCUCGCCUGCACUCCCGCCCGUUCACCUUCGACCCGUUUUUGGAUCCGGUUCUCGAGCAGACCAUGCUGCGCCUGCCCUUCCUGUCGUUCGAGGCCGUUGGAUUGGCAGCGAAAUCAACGCUGGAGAAGUGGAAGGAGGAGACCAAGGGGAAGGCGUUUAUGACCCUGGAUCAGGUGAUGACAAAGCACAACCACACGCAUAUCGACAUCCUCAAGAUCGACUGCGAGGGCUGUGAGGCCGUGGUGCUCUUUGACAUCCUGCCCGCUGCUGAUGUGGCGGAGGGCACCCGCCCCUUGCCCCUAGGGACUCCUCCCAUCGGCCAGAUGAUUAUCGAGUUUCAUGAUGUGGGCAACCCCAGCAAGACGCUCUUCCUGGUGUACCAUCUGGAGAAGAUGGGGUAUCGCAUAUUCCACGUGGAGCAGAACGCACAGCACCCAGAGUGCUGCACAGAAAUCUCAUUUAUCCACGAAAGCCUGAUCUACCCUAUAUGAUCCUAGUGCCGUACUAUGAAGAUGAUCUCUCCCCAUAUUCCACGUGGAGCAGAACGCAUAGCACCCAGAGUGCUGCACCGAGAUCUCCUUCAUCCAUGAAAGCCUGGUCUACCCGAGAUGAUGUCAAUUACCAUACCAAAUACUGUAUUCUGUGUUUCAGCAAGAUUAAAACCGCAAGCUAAAGUGGCACACCUCUCCCCUCAUCAUAUUCCAUGUGGAGCAGAACGCGCAGCCCCCAGAGUGCUGCACUGACAUCCCAUUCAUCAACGAACGCCUGGAGUUCCCUAGAUAACAUGCCACAGUACCGUAUGGUCAUUUUUCUGCUC